CAAGACCUAUUUCUCAUCCUCUCAAAAGAAGGCCGAAACGCUAAACGCUAAAGACAGUUAUUCUGAUUUGAUCCCUGUAGGAAGCUGCGAUUGCGAUAUUCCCGUGUGUCAGUCGGCUAGCUAGCUACUCAGCUCGAUCACUCUCUUUCUCUCUGUUGUGUGUUGUAAGUAGAAACCCUAAUUUCGCGACGGGAAACACUCUCUCCCAUAGGAUGGAGAUAAAUACACAAGGAUGAAUCCAAAGUCCAAACUAAACUUGAUAUUGCACAAAGUACAGCAAUAUUGGUCUGGGAAUGCCGUAAAUCAAAACAAAGGGAUGGUGGAGAAUUUGCAGCGUUAUGGAAUAAUCCAAUCAAGAAAGGUAGCUGAAGUAAUGGAAACUAUUGAUAGAGGUUUGUUCGUACCCAAUGGAACCCCACCUUAUGUUGACAGCCCAAUCCCAAUAGGCUAUAAUGCCACUAUAUCUGCGCCGCACAUGCAUGCCACCUGCCUUCAAUUGCUUGAGGAGAAUUUACAACCCGGGAUGCAUGCGCUGGAUGUUGGCUCUGGAACUGGGUACUUGACGGCAUGCUUUGCAAUGAUGGUUGGACCACAAGGCCGUGCUGUUGGUGUGGAGCAUAUUCCUGAAUUGGUUUCCUCCUCAACCGAGAAUAUUCAGAAGAGUGCUGCUGCGUCACUACUGAAAGAUGGUUCCCUUUCUGUGCAUUCUGGUGAUGGGAGGCAAGGUUGGCCAGAGUUUGCUCCUUACGAUGCCAUUCACGUUGGGGCAGCGGCCAAGGAGAUUCCACAACCACUUAUUGACCAGUUGAAGCCAGGAGGUAGAAUGGUGAUUCCUGUUGGCGUCCUAUUUCAGGAUUUGCAGGUUGUGGAUAAGAACUCUGAUGGUUCCAUCAGUAUCCGGACGGAGACUUCUGUUCGUUAUGUGCCUCUAACCAGUAAAGAAGCUCAACUGCAAGGUUAAUGGAGUGAAAUAGAUGGAACAAAUUAAUUGUGGAGAUAAGUGGUUGGCUGUACCGUAUAUUGUCCAGAAUUUAUAUAGCUAGAGUUUGUUGUCUUGAAAAAAGAAUGAGUUCAUGCUGAUGAUGAGGUGUCAUAAAUUCAUGAAUAUCUAUUUUCUGAUCUAUCCAUCUAUCUCUCUAUAUAUAUAUGAAAUUAACAAAAUUGUAUUUUCUAUA
Messenger RNA from Arachis ipaensis, 1175 nucleotides. RefSeq names its product protein-L-isoaspartate O-methyltransferase 1. Gene Ontology annotation, cellular component: cytoplasm. Lineage: Eukaryota; Viridiplantae; Streptophyta; Magnoliopsida; Fabales; Fabaceae. Gene Ontology annotation, biological process: protein modification process. Gene Ontology annotation, molecular function: protein-L-isoaspartate (D-aspartate) O-methyltransferase activity. The record is from RefSeq and is a predicted model, not a curated record.